This is a messenger RNA of Carlito syrichta (Philippine tarsier), 1674 nucleotides long. RefSeq names its product fermitin family homolog 3-like. The record is from RefSeq and is a predicted model, not a curated record. NCBI's taxonomy places the organism in Eukaryota, Metazoa, Chordata, Mammalia, Primates, Tarsiidae. The transcript has 10 exons. Gene Ontology annotation, molecular function: integrin binding. Gene Ontology annotation, biological process: integrin-mediated signaling pathway; leukocyte cell-cell adhesion; platelet aggregation. The coding region runs from base 1 to 1305 and encodes 434 amino acids. Gene Ontology annotation, cellular component: cell-substrate junction.
AUGACCAGUUCCCCGUACGGCGUGCCUUUCACCUUCCAGUUGUGGCUGACGCUCUGGCUGCUGCGGUCCCGACACUGGCCUUCUGGGCUUGCCUUUGGCACGGACCCGGUGCGGCUGACCCAGCUGUACGAGCAGGCUCGCUGGGACCUGCUGCUGGAAGAAAUCGACUGCACCGAGGAGGAGAUGAUGGUGUUUGCGGCCCUGCAGUACCACGUCAACAAGCUGUCCCAGAGCGGGGAGGUGGGUGAGCUGGCGGGCGCAGACCCGGGCCUGGACGACCUGGACGCCGCCCUCAGCAGCCUGGAGGUGAAGCUGGAGGGGUCGGCGCCCGCGGAUGUGCUGGACAGCCUCACCAGCAUCCCAGAACUCAAGGACAACCUCCGGAUCUUCCGACCCCGGAAGCUGACCCUGAAGGGCUACCGGCAGCACUGGGUGGUGUUCAAGGAGACCACCCUGUCCUACUACAAGAGCCAGGACGAGGCCCCGGGGGACCCCAUUCAGCAGCUCAACCUCAAGGGCUGCGAGGUGGUCCCUGACGUCAACGUCUCUGGGCAGAAGUUCUGCAUCAAACUCCUAGUGCCAUCUCCCGAGGGCAUGAGCGAGCUCUACCUGCGGUGCCAAGAUGAGCAGCAGUACGCCCGCUGGAUGGCGGGCUGCCGCCUGGCCUCCAAGGGCCGCACCAUGGCGGACAGCAGCUAUACCAGCGAGGUGCAGGCCAUCCUGGCCUUCCUCAACCUCCAGCGGACGGGCGGCGGGGGCUUGGGCAACCACCCCCAGGGCCCCGACACCUCUGCUGAGGGCCUCAACCCCUAUGGCCUGGUUGCCCCUCGCUUCCAGCGAAAGUUCAAGGCCAAGCAGCUCACCCCGCGGAUCCUGGAAGCCCACCAGAACGUGGCCCAGCUCGCGCUCCCCGAGGCCCAGCUGCGCUUCGUCCAGGCCUGGCAGUCCCUGCCCGACUUCGGAAUCUCGUACGUCAUGGUCAGGUUCAAGGGCAGCCGGAGAGACGAGAUCCUGGGCAUCGCCAACAACCGGCUGAUCCGCAUCGACCUGGCCGUGGGCGACGUGGUCAAGACCUGGCGCUUCAGCAACAUGCGGCAGUGGAAUGUCAACUGGGACAUCCGGCAGGUGGCCAUCGAGUUCGAUGAGCACAUCAACGUGGCCUUCAGCUGCGUGUCGGCCAGCUGCCGCAUCGUGCACGAGUACAUCGGGGGCUACAUCUUCCUGUCCACCCGGGAGCGGGCCCGCGGGGAGGAGCUGGACACGGACCUCUUCCUGCAGCUCACGGGGGGCCACGAGGCUUUCUGAGGGCCAUCCCACCACUGCCUUGCCGCGCUCACCGCCGGCCCCGGCCACUCCCAAGCCCACACCCGCUGGGACUCACGCCCCACACCCGCUCCAGGCAGGCACCGGCCGGGCACGUUCACCGGCUGCCACCAGCUUUGUGCAGGUUAGGGACCUGGCUGGGCCAGACUCUGCCCUCACCCAGGCCGGGAACGGGCGGCCCUGAGCUUGUCCAGCGCCCGCCCUCCUUCGUCCGAGUGGCCGGGGUCCCCGAGCGCAUGUGGAAGACCAGAUGUCACUGUAGGACGAUGAAUCAUGGCUUCGAACUGAGUCUCUGUCGUGUUACUUUCUAAAUUUCCUUUUUAUAAAUUAAUAUUUUAUUGUUGGGUCAUC